Molecule: messenger RNA, 826 nt
Organism: Anopheles bellator
Lineage: Eukaryota; Metazoa; Arthropoda; Insecta; Diptera; Culicidae
Product: loricrin-like
Exons: 3
Coding region: 113-706 (197 amino acids)
Source: RefSeq, a predicted model, not a curated record
ACUUGGGUGGCUCAUCCGAGUCAGCAGCAUCUUGGUGUGUCCUCCUCUCUCGCUCUGCCGGCGUCGUUAGUAGUCGAACCUCGACGAGCCCCGCGUUCUGCUGCUGCCAACAAUGUGGAAGCGUGCGAUCGUGCUGAGCUGCCUGGUGGCCGCGGUCCUAUCAUCGGAGUCCGAUCUGGAAGGUGCCGAGACGGGCUGGAGUGGCUGGAGUAGCGGCGCUGGUGGUGGCGGCGGCUACGGUGGCGGUGGCAAAGUGAUCAUUAUCAAAACGGUUGGCGGCGGUGGCGGCGGUCACGGUGGUGGCUGGACGUCGGGGUCGUCUGGCGGCGGUGGUGGUGGCGGGUGGCCAAGCAGCUACGGUGGCUCGAGCAAGGGAUGGUCGAGCGGUGCCGGCAGCGGAUGGUCGCAGGGAGGCGGUGGCUACGGCGGCGGAGGGCUGAGCUCGGGAUGGAGCAGCGGACGUAGCCUCGGCGGCGGUGGUUGGUCCUCGGGAGGUGGCGGAAGCAAGGGUUGGUCGUCCGGUGGUGGCCUCGGCGGCGGAUACGGCGGUGGAGGCUGGUCGUCCGGAGGAGGCCUCAGCAAGGGUUGGUCUUCGGGAGGUGGCGGAAGCAAGGGCUGGUCAUCGGGCGGUGGCAGCCAUGGAGGAUGGUCGUCGGGAGGCAGCAGCGGAGGCUAUGGUGGUGGCUGGUCCUCCAGUGGGUGGUAACCGGAACCCGCAACGCAUCCCGGAGAGGCACACGGGAGCAAACCCCUCACUGCCCUAUGGUUGAUGAUUGUUGAUUGAUGCAAAUAGAACGAAGCAAAGCUCUUUUUUGUAAAUAACCUC